AUGAAACUUCCGCGCACCGUGACUCUGCCAGGCUCAUCCAUACGCUCUGACCGUGAGCUGUCGCGUCAGCGCGAUCAAUUGGAGAAGCGCAGUGGUAUGGCAGACGCCGUGGUGCGCGUCAUCCAGCUCUGGAAGACAGGAAUCGUGAUUAUGGAUGAAGUGGAUGUGUUGCUUCACCCCUUGAAAAGUGAGCUCAACUUUCCCAUUGGUUCUCGGGAUCCUAUCGAUCUCUCUGGGCACCGCUGGAAUUUGCCCAUCCACAUCAUCGAAGGGAUCUUCUUUGCAGCAGCGGAGCAUCCAUUGUCAGACACCGCUGCCGGCACUGUGGCAGCAGACAUGAUGAACGAUCCACAGCAUGUUGGCCAUGGGCUCCUGGAACAGUUGACACAGGCGAUGCGCGCAGGGUUCUCGUCGCAGGUCUUACAGCGAACCCCUCAUGCCGUCUUGCUGGAUACCAACUUUUACCAGCAGACCUUGAAAGGGCUUCUUGCGACAGCCGCUGCUGCCGGAAACGUGGCGCAGUUGGAACGGCUCAUCAUCCGCGAGUUAGCAGACGUGGAAACAAAAGACGAUGAAGGUCGAACGCCCUUGAUGUGUGCAGCCAGAGCCGGCCACCUGAAGGUGAUUCAACGUUUGUUGGAGCUAAGACCCCAGAUGUCGCUGAACUGCAGCGAUCAGAUGGGCCAAACCGCUCUGGAUCAUGCCGUGCAAAGUAACCAGCAGGAGGUGGUCCAGUAUAUGUUGGCCGACGUCAGCCUUUUGAAUUUCCGUCGAGGACUGCUGCCGGCGGUCCAAGCUGGAGACGAGGCCUUGGUGCGAGAACUCUUGGAGGGUCAGGUGGAUCUGUCCCUUCGCGAUGCUCGUGGGGCUUCACUGCUCCAUUGUGCGGUGAAACGUCAAGAUGUCCCAGUCCUGAUGGAACUCCUUCGUCAUCGAGCCGAGGUGAAUUGCCUUGACAGAUAUGGGCGAACGCCUUUGGAUCUAGCCAAGGACUCCUCCGAGGUGGCCUUUCUUCUCUCAAAGCGAGGUGCGCGCUUAGUCUUACCGCCGUCCUCGUGGGGUGAGUUUCCAGCAGCGGGGCAUAGCCAGGAAACCGCCUCUUUGAAUGUGCAGAGAAAGCCCAGUGUAGCGAAGACAUGUCAGGAUGAUUGGUUGUUUGAAGUGACGGUAACUGCUUGGACCAAACGUGACGCUUCAGCAGGAUGUGAGAUGAGGCGUUGGGUGCUGCUAUGGCUGAAGAAGAACUUCACGGGCGGAUCUGUUCCGGAUGAGGUGCUGUUGGAUGCCUUACUUGCAGAGCAACACUUUCACUACAAGCAGGUCUUGGAGUCCGGUUUGACCCCGUUCUCCUUGAAGUUGUUCAAUUUAGCUUCCACCUGGAUCCGUGCCAUUUUGCCCCAUGUGCUCUCGAAGAUUGACCGAGUCUCUUAUGGUCUUCUGGGCAAGAAGCAACUUGAGGAUGCGGACGAGAAGACUCCCUUCUCACGCUUGGUGAUGGCCGUGCCCUUUGUUGGGAAGGAUGUGCCAAGCCGCAGCAGCGAAUUUGCGCAUCCCGAUGUGGCCAUUGGCCUCACCAUCUUGGCGUAUCGCUACGAGGGUUUGCGCCCCAGCGAUGUGCGAAGCAUCGUGGCGCAGCUCAAACAGGAUUGCGCUCGACAGCUGGGACCACGAGAUACGCGGCCGGCACAUGUGCUGUUCGAAUCCUGGGUUAGACAGGAGGAACCGGGGAGCCCAAGACACAAGAUGAGACGGUUGGAUGAAGACAUCUCGCAGAAUAUUUUGCCACUCUCCUUGUUUCAACCGGCAGAUCAGAAGCAACAAGCACGCUUGUACCGUCAAAUUCAGGGCCUUCACUCCGUUUGUCAUUUCUGGCUGCGGCAGCACGUCUUUCCAGUCACCAUGAACUUUCAUCCCUUGAAGAUCUCUGCGAGCGGCCAUGAGUUGGGCUCCUCGCUGUUGUUUGGCUAUCGCCUUGGCUUCAGUGGAACGCCCAGCAACCUGCUACCCCAGGACCUGGGCGAAUGUUUCUACGAGCCCGGCAGCGACGGACAGGUGACCCGGGUCUUGACCGAUAGCGCCGUGACCACGGCUGAGGUCUGUGCAGCAGAUUGGAGCCCCAGUGGAUUGCUGUCGCGUGUGGCUGAAGGAUCUUUCCACGCCUUGAUCGACACAGGUGCUUUGAUUACCAACAUGGAUAAUGAACAGGUCGCUCGGGAGCUUCUGGCGAAAUUGCCGUCCGAGAAGUUUGAUGGUGUGGUUUUCCUGGACCAAAGCGACAGGAAAAUGAUCUUGCUGAGGAGCAACGUGGGUGCCCUGGGUGCCCGUGCUGUGUCGCUGGUCACCAGUGGUGUGGUUCCGGAACGUCGCUUCGCUUUCUUUGAUCAGGUGCACACCACGGGAAUGGACAUCCUCACAGCUCCCUGCGCCAAAGCUGUGGUGACCAUCGGCAAGGACAUGAAUUUCCGGGACUAUGCCCAGGGCGCCUUCCGUAUGCGAAAGGUUGGCAAAGGUCAAUCGAUUCAUCUCUUCGUCAUCCCGGAGGUGCAGACUCGAAUUGCUGCAGAGCUGGGUCCCAGUAGCAGCCUGAUCUUGGACGUGCCAAAGUGGCUCCUGUUGAACUCCUGUCGUUCUGAAUCUCUACAGUCCUUGAAACUGUUGGCCCAAGAGCUCACCAACGGCUGGCGGAAGCAGGCGCUGCAACACCUCUGCGCCGACGCCGCGGCCCAUAGCAAGAUGCCGACGGCGGAACGAAUGCGACGCUUCGAGGGGCCCCAGGCGGCCUUGCGCUCCUGCUUGGGCCCUUUCCAGGACCAGAUCUCGUUUGCGGUGGACGACCAAGUGAUCUUGCCAAGGUCAUAUCGUGAGACUUUGCAACAGCAAUGCGACCAGCAUCAGCAGUUCUGCGAUGACGUCAGUCGUCAGCAAAAUCUCUUGAAUCGAAUCGAUGCUGAAUCCAAGGUAGCCGACCACCAAGAAAUGCAUCAGGGAUUCACAGCUGAAGUGGUACAUGAACAGGAGCAGGAGCAGCAACAAGAGCAAGAAGAGGAGCAGGAAGAAGAACAAGAGAAUGCCUUCACGAGAGAUGAUGAGCAGGCAAACCCUUGGCGUGCACAAGUCCUAUCAGAUGCGCCCAAAGAAGAGGGAGAGGGCGAGCGACCCUUCUAUCGCCUCUGUCAUUUCCGCGCGCGACCGGAGCAGCCCUUGUUGCCACUGGAUCGCGGCCUCUGGCUAAGUGACAAUUUCUUCCGCCCCACUUGGGUAGGUUUGGGGGAACGACGUUUGAAGACGGCCUCGGUGCUGUUGGAAUGGCAUCCAGAGAUCUCACAGGCACGGCAAAAACGAGGCAUGCAACUUCGCGUGCGGCGCUUUUUUGAAGAGAUGCAACGGGCAGGUGUUCCUCCCACCGAAGCUGCGAUGAAAGCCCUGGGGAAGGCCAAGGAGUCUCUCCAGAGCGAGCCUUUGACGACCGAGGAGUUGGCAGGUGAUGCGACGAGUUCCUCGCCGCGCUAUUUGGUGCUCGUCACCUUGGCGGAGGCUGAGACCCUUCGCUGGUUGGCGCGAAGUGCAGCCAAAACGGAUGUGGGUUUCGCGCUGAAAAGUCUGGCAGGACGACAGUUGGAGGCUUCAGCUGGUUUCAUCGCGUCAGAUCAGAAUCUUGAGAGGCAGCUAUCGCUGGUGCGACUCUUCAACUGUGAGAUGUUCUUCGGGGAAAUGGAACUGCAGUUGUUGGAACAAGAGCUCAACGAGGUGCCUUUGCACCUUCGUCAGAGUUGGUUCGAAGAGCUUUUGCGCCUACGGCGUCGACGUGCGCGGUUUCUGUGGCUCGACACGCCGCUCGCGAAGCUCUUCACGCCACAGGAGCACUGGAAAUCCUUACGCUCGCAGUCCCUGCGCGCAGCCUUGCAGCGGGCCUUGAGCGUCUUCGCCGGACCUCUGGAAGACCUGGAGGCCCUGCAGAGGCCAAUGACUUCGGAUGCUUUGCGACAGAAACUUCUGAAGCUUCGUUUGGGCUUUUCUGCUGCUGACGUGCAGGAUGCAGUGAAUAUGCUGCCGGUGAGCGGAGACAUGGUUGAGGUGGAUGAUGCGCUUCAGGUUCAACAAGCCCUGGCGGCCCAACGUGAACGCCGGGGAUUGAAGGCUGCCAAAGAUGCUCAGGCCGCGGCUGAACACCUGGAAAAAGCGCAACGUGUGUGGAAUUGUCGGAAUUGCAGUUUCAUGAACAGUGCGCUCAGCAGCACCUGCGCCGUGUGCGACUAUGGAUGGACGGGGCAACGCGAAUGUCCCAGUGACAAGUGGUGCUGUACAGCAUCCACAGGAGGUUGUACCUUCUUUAAUCCCAAGAUGCUCUUUUACUGCGAGGUUUGUGGUCGAGUUCGUCCUGAUUUGGCCAGCAUGGCAUUCUGAGACAUCUCCGGCUGAGAAUGCUGAGACCAUCGAAGUAUGAUAUAGCAUGAUAUAGCACGACUGGUU
Molecule: messenger RNA, 4470 nt
Organism: Cladocopium goreaui
Lineage: Eukaryota; Dinophyceae; Suessiales; Symbiodiniaceae
Source: the annotation of a GenBank genome assembly